AAGAAGUGGAUAAGGUACCCGCGAAAAUUCUGUUACCUGACACUCGCAAUUUCCCAACACUGCACCACACCAUCCGAUCACCCACUCUUCAUUGCAUGACAUUCCCAACAAACUCUUCCCGCCGUAACUGAAUUCUAUUGCGAUGGCAUUAUUAGAAACAGUUGCCUACUCUCUAUCUCGCACACCAACCGCCACAACCAACGUCGUCUUCUCCAACUCUACUAUCAGACCACUCACACCUUCUUCUUCGUCUUCCUUCUAUUCUCGAGUCCUCCGUUGCCGAUCGAAUUCCAACUGCCUUCUUUUGACUCCACGGUUUACUUUUGAUGUGAAAGCUUGCGUCAAGGUCGAAGAGAAGGAUGUUGCCGCGACUAGUGGAGCUGAAGGAGGAGAGUGGGGAAAGGUCUCUGCGGUGUUGUUUGACAUGGACGGUGUGCUCUGCAACAGCGAGGAACCUUCUAGAAGAGCCGCUGUUGAUGUCUUCGCCGAGAUGGGCGUCCAAGUCACCGUCGAUGACUUCGUCCCAUUCAUGGGAACAGGAGAAGCAAACUUUCUGGGAGGUGUUGCCUCUGUUAAGGGAGUUAAAGGAUUUGAUACCGAAGCUGCAAAAAAGAGAUUCUUUGAAAUAUAUUUGGAUAAGUAUGCCAAACCAGAUUCCGGAAUAGGAUUUCCUGGUGCCAGUGAACUUAUUUCUCAGUGUAAAAGCAAAGGCAUUAAGGUGGCUGUUGCAUCUAGUGCUGAUCACAUAAAAGUUGAUGCUAAUCUAGCUGCUGCUGGUUUGCCAUUGUCAUUGUUUGAUGCAAUUGUGUCUGCAGAUGCUUUUGAGAAUUUGAAACCUGCUCCUGAUAUUUUCUUAGCUGCAUCAAAAAUAUUGGAUGUGCCUCCCAGUGAGUGUAUAGUUAUAGAAGAUGCACUAGCUGGAGUUCAGGCUGCUAAAACUGCACAAAUGAGAUGCAUAGCUGUUAGAACUACGUUGUCAGAUGAGGCUUUGGAAUCUGUUGGUCCAUCACUCAUCCGAGAUGACAUAGGAAAUAUUUCACUUGAUGACAUUCUCAGUGGAGGCUCUGUUGGAUAUAAUAAGAGGGUUCAGGGAUCUGAAACAUCAAAUGAUUCUGCACAAUCUUCCUCUGCUAUGCUUGCUGUUGAAAAAGAUGAUAGAGCUAGAAAAACUAUCAGUGGUAGUGACAAGGGAAUAUUCCCAACUGAAGGGUUACAGGGUUCUCGGCGCGAUAUAAUGAGAUUCGGGAGUCUUGGUAUUGCUAUCUCUUGCCUUGUUUUCACAAUUAGUAACUGGAAGGCAAUGCAAUAUGCUUCACCCAAAGCAAUAUGGAAUCUGUUGUUUGGAGUCACCCAACCAUCCAUGGAACAGAAAGAAGGUGAUUCAAGAGAUGAUAGGGUCCAGCAAUUUGUGAAUUACAUAACUGAUCUAGAGAGCAGGGGAAACACUCAGAUUGUUCCAGAAUUUCCAUCGAAACUUGAUUGGCUGAAUACAGCUCCACUACAAUUUCGCAGGGAUCUGAAAGGAAAAGUUGUUGUCCUGGAUUUCUGGACUUAUUGUUGUAUAAACUGUAUGCAUGUCUUACCAGACCUAGAGUUUUUGGAGAAGAAAUUCAAAGAUAUGCCGUUCAUUGUUGUGGGUGUUCAUUCUGCGAAGUUCGAUAAUGAGAAAGAUUCUGAAGCCAUUCGUAAUGCAGUUCUACGCUAUGAUAUCACUCAUCCGGUUGUGAAUGAUAGUGACAUGUAUCUUUGGCGCAAGUUAGGCAUAAAUUCAUGGCCAACAUUUGCUGUCGUUGGCCCCAAUGGUAAGCUCCUAGCACAACUUGCUGGAGAAGGUCACAAGAAGGAUCUUGAUGAUUUUGUGGAGGCAGCACUGAUGUUUUAUGGAAAACGUAAUUUGUUGGAUAAUACACCAAUUACGUUGAAUUUGGAGAAAGAUAAUGAUCCUCGGCUUUCAGCAUCUCCAUUGAAGUUCCCUGGAAAGCUAGCAAUUGAUAUCCUCAACAACAGGCUUUUUAUUUCUGAGAAUCAAGAUAAAGUGUUAUUUAGAUUUAGAGUGGUUGUGCCAUCGUUAUGGCGAACUGAGAUUGGUGAUUACUCUACAGUUUCCUCAGUCUCAAUAGUGAUAUAUUACUUUUUCUGCUCUUGUUUCUAGGGCCUUGCUUAUAAUGCAAAGAAAAAUAUCGUUUAUGUUGCAGAUACUGAAAACCAUGCUUUGAGGGAAAUUGAUUUCAUUAAUGAGAAAGUGCGUACUCUUGCUGGAAAUGGGACCAAGGGCUCUGAUUAUAUUGGAGGAGGAAAAGGAGACACUCAGCUUCUCAAUUCCCCUUGGGAUGUCUGCUUUCAUCCAGUUGAAGAGAAAAUUUAUAUUGCAAUGGCUGGCCAACAUCAGAUUUGGGAGCACAAUAUAUUGGACGGAAUUACGAAAGUCUUUAGUGGCGAUGGUUAUGAAAGAAAUCUAAAUGGAUCAAGUCCUACAAGUUCGUCAUUUGCACAACCUUCUGGUCUUUCAUUCUCUCAAGAUCUAACGGAGAUCUACGUUGCCGAUAGUGAGAGUAGUUCUAUCCGAGUUGUUGAUCUGAAAACAGGAGGAUCUCGUCUGAUAGCUGGUGGUGACCCAAUCUUCCCAGAUAAUUUGUUUAAGUUUGGUGAUCAAGAUGGAAUAGGCUCUGAAGUACUCCUUCAACAUCCACUGGGGGUUACAUGUGCAAAAGAUGGUGAAGUUUAUAUUGCCGAUAGCUACAAUCACAAGAUCAAGAAGUAUGAUCCAACUAGUAAAAGAGUUAGCAGCAUUGCAGGAACAGGAAAAGCUGGUUUCAGGGAUGGAACAGCUUCGACGUCUCAGGUUGGUAAAAUAUUCUAUGCCUUUUGUCUAUGAAAUAGCCCCCGAGUUGUAAGCAGACAAAUUACAAUUUAUUUCCUCUUUUAUAAUGGUUGUAAUGCUGGAUACACUGCUAGAUCCUUUUCUCUUUCACAUCAGCGCAUCCAUGUACAUCCUAAGAGUGGAACUAACUAUUUGGUUUUUUGGCAACAACAGAAUCAUUUAAAUUAUAUUGUAGACUCUUAUGUAGCACAUAGGUUGUAUGAUCACAGUUCAAGCACUAUAAAUUAAAUUUUGUGAAAAGCAGCAUUCAACCAUAAAAUAUCAAAUGCACUCAUUCGUUUAAUUGUUCUUUAAGCUGUUUAAUGACCAUAGACAUUUAGAGUCACCACAGUCCACGAAGGUAUUGAUGUUGUUUAGUUAUAGUAAUGCCUUAGUGAAAUUAUGAGACAGGUUUUGGGUUAUUUAUUCUAUCCUGUUUAUGUGGUUUACUGUAGUUUUUCUUUUCUCUUCAUUUCUUUGAGGAUGUUAUCUUAUUUCCUGCCUUUUUUCUGAAGGGGGAAAAUGGUAAAAGCUAUGAUGUCUAAGAUAAUAUCAUAAUAAACUGUGCUAGUCUUAUUAAUUCAUAUAUGUUUUAUGAUAUAACUAUAUAUAGCAUCCACAUACUUGCAUGGUUCUGUUUUCUUAUACUUACACAAACCUUCUCAUAACUCUUUCAAGAUAUAUCAAGAUGUUUUUCAUGUUCCCAAUUUGGAUGUCCGUGCAAACAAGCAUGAGCAGAAUCAUGAAAAAUUAAUGAAUUCUUCCGUACAUAAUAG
Messenger RNA from Arachis duranensis, 3636 nucleotides. Its product is annotated as protein SUPPRESSOR OF QUENCHING 1, chloroplastic-like. The record is from RefSeq and is a predicted model, not a curated record. Gene Ontology annotation, molecular function: protein binding. Lineage: Eukaryota; Viridiplantae; Streptophyta; Magnoliopsida; Fabales; Fabaceae.